Messenger RNA from Drosophila mauritiana, 1439 nucleotides. RefSeq lists its product as uncharacterized. The record is from RefSeq and is a predicted model, not a curated record. The transcript has a single exon. NCBI's taxonomy places the organism in Eukaryota, Metazoa, Arthropoda, Insecta, Diptera, Drosophilidae. Bases 42 to 1259 code for a protein of 405 amino acids.
AUAUCUUGGCACCGCAGGAGCGACAGACAGCAGCUGCCAGGAUGCUCAAGUGGGCUGUCAACCAGCCGCGAAACUCGUAUCUGGCCAAGGAGCUGGCCAUGGGAUCGCAAACAGGAUCGGCAUCCGGAUCAGGAUCAGGCUCUCUCGAGCAGAAGGCCGAAGUGGUGGGCUCCAGCUACAGCGAGUUUCACGCCCUGCGUGGCAAACUCAAGAGGAAGUCGAUCGGAGUGGCGCCAGGCAAGGAGAACCAGCUGACCUCCACGCCGCUGCCGGCCAGCUCCAGCCUCCAUGCCCGCACACCACUGCUCAAGGACCUCAGCAACAUCCUGGCCACGCCGCCAUCGGCAGGAGCAAGUGGCGCCAGUGGGGCAACUGGAGGAGCAGCUGCUGUUCCCCUGAAGUUCGCCUGCACACUGCCCACCUUCGAGGCGGAGUACUCGCCCAAUGCCGCCGUCAUCCCUGGCUCCCUGAUCGCCCUGCGCGGCAUGGGCAUCCCGGACAGCUACUUCGAGAAGCCGCGCUACCUGGAGCAGAAGCCACUACCACAUCCGCAUCCGCAUCCAGCUCCUCCGACAGGCGAACAGAAUACGCUCAGUUCCAGCCAGAUGGGCGAUGUGACCCUGGAGCGCAUGAUCGAUGCCAUCCUCGAGAGCAACCGCAAGGUGCUGCCCAACGCCAGACAGCAACAGCACCAGCAUCAGCACCGCCAGCCCAGGCAGCAUCUCCGCCAGCGGCACAGGCUCAGGCAGCAGGUGCUCCGGAGCAGCCAUGGGCACGGGCACGGCGCCACCCAGACGCCAUCGCCCACCUACCGCCCCGCCUUCGAUCCGGCUAGCGAUCUGUGCGAGUACUGGAAGUCGCCCUCGCGGAGGGAUUCCCUGCCAGCGGACGGCUUCGAGGAGCGGGAGGUGCGCUCCCCCGUGCCCACCGAAUCCGAAUCGCAGGAUGCCAAGCGGCACUCCCUGCAGCUGCGCAGGCAGCGGGUGGUGCGGCGCAAGCGGAAGAUCACCACCAAGAUCUCCUCCAGCGUCAGGCAGUCGGCGCAGAAGCUGCUCGCUGCGGCCAGGUCCGGAUCUGCAGUGCCCAGCCAGCGGUUCGCCCAGAAGAGGCGCCACAUCAGCCCGGACAGUGGGCACAACUCGACCAGCGACUUUGAGGAGGAGCUGGUGGCCAUGGGAUCCUGCGGCGGGCGGGUGGAGGCGGUCACCAAGCGGCGGCUGAGCUUCUCCUACGCCGAGGAUCUGUUCGUGGAGAAGUGAACCCCAAUUGGGGACAUGUCCAUAUGUUGAUUUUUGACUUCUGUUUGGUUAUAACUUAAACCUUUUUUUUUGAGUGGCUAAAAGCGCAGCAUUGCCUUGGAAUACGUAUGUUGAAACAGAUCCUAUAAUUACCUAAGAAUCCUUUUUUUUCUGACAAAUAAAAAACCGAUUUGAAAACUA